Molecule: messenger RNA, 2957 nt
Organism: Biomphalaria glabrata
Lineage: Eukaryota; Metazoa; Mollusca; Gastropoda; Planorbidae
Product: galanin-like G-protein coupled receptor npr-9
Exons: 2
Coding region: 513-1529 (338 amino acids)
Biological process (GO): G protein-coupled receptor signaling pathway
Cellular component (GO): plasma membrane
Molecular function (GO): G protein-coupled receptor activity
Source: RefSeq, a predicted model, not a curated record
UAGCUAUUUUAUAAAAUGAACGAACUGUUUUUAUACAGAGUAGGCAUUUUGUUCAGUAUUUUCAGGGUACACUAGUGACAAUGUACACCUAGAUACUUCCUUGAACAGAAGUUUUACAUCACACAACACUCAACUCAAGUGUCAGCACCUUGUCAACUUCCUGUUGAUUGUCUGGACGUCAACCACCAUUCAUUCAUAGUUUCCUUCAAACAGGAUUCGAAUACAUAUAUAUGGAAAUGCUUUUUAAAACAAAUACUCAAAGGAUUUGUCUUCACGGAUUGUUUAUUGUGACGUUUCUUUAUUAAGAAUUAUUAAUAUAGACAUGCUUAGCAAGUAACAUAAAACUAAAAGUGAAGAAGACAUUUACCUCGAAUGUAUCUGAAUUGUUUAUUUAAAAUAAUUUCUAUUAUUAUGUUAUGUGACGUCAAAAAGUUAUUGUAAACUAAUAUAUGACAUCUUGCUAUCAUAAACUUCUAUAUUUCGUGGUGUAAUUAAUUCUACAAACUUCAUUGAUGGAAAUGUUCACUGUACCAAUGAAUGUGUCUUCAUUCAAUGAAACCAAGACGUCAAGCAGUGAAAAAAAUUUCAUUGAUGCAACUAUUUAUUACAUGGUUCUGUUCUUGAUGGCUGUCGGGCUGCCAGGAAACGUUGCUGCUGUAGUCGUCAUGCUCAAAAUGAAAGUCCGAACCCCAGCUGUUCUAGCCGUGGCCUACAUGGCGUUAUUUGACAGCUUGGCUUUGAUAAGCAAAAGCAUCUCUUACGGGCUGGAGUACGAGAAGGUGGACUUUGGUGUAGUCGGCUGUAAGCUGUAUUACGUGCCAGUGGUGGCCUGCUCAUCCAUCGCUAACUGGACUCUUGUCCUCAUUUGCGCGGAACGUUUCAUCUCAGUCACCUACCCUUGGAAGAGGUCACAAAUCAUUAAGUUCAGGUACCUCCACAAAACGGUCAUCGCCAUCUCUGUAGUUCUGUCCAUCUAUUUCACAAUUCAUUUCUGCGUGUUCUUCGAGUGGGUCGACGGGAAGUGCCGGAUCGUCAACUCCUACCUCGCGUACCGCUUCAUCCGCCAAGCGGUGUCCACACUCUCUCCUCUCAUCCUGAUCAUUAUUUGCACCGUCAGCGUCAUGAGAAAAGUUUCGUUCUCAAAGGUCAACAGGAACAUUACGAUGCAGACGAAGCUGAGCAGGAGGAAGCUGGAAGCCUUCAUGAGUCGCAUCAUGAUCACCACCGCCAUUCUGUUCUUUGUACUCAACAUCCCAUACAUAGUGUGUGUCUCCAUCUUGUGGCCCGCCUUAGACUUUACCCGGAGAUUGGACGUUGUGAUCUUAAUAAACAUUUCCUAUUUCCUGAGAGACUCUUCACACGCUCUAAACUUCUACAUUUAUGUUAUUUCAGCGAAAGGUUUCAGAAAACAAUUUUUUCUCAUAAUUAAAGAAUUUUUAUUUAAAGAGAAGAAGAAACGAGAAGCUUCCAUUGCCCUGGGUGCAAGAUUAAACGAAUGCUAUAUUCUGAAGAGAGCAAGCAAGCUUUGAAAGCAGUCUGAAUAGAAUGUUAUGUUCACACACAUGGAGGUCCAGAUAGAGAGCAGAACAUACUGCUCGCUCUCCAAAGCAGUCGUAGAAAUCAUCAUUGUACGCAAUGAAACAUCAGAUUUUUCUGCACUUGAUUAAGUCUUUCUCAUCAAACUCCAUUUGAAUGAGGGCUUGAGAGGCUCAAAUCCUCUCUUGCAAAAGCCCUGCACUUGAAUCGAAGAAAUUUGGAGCUUACAGCCGUAAGUCUUGGCCAGAUCCGCUGCUAACACAAAGUAUUAUGAAGUGAACUCCAUGUCUCGCUAAUCUUGGGAGUCAGUCCACAAAAAGUGUUCGCUACUCUUAGACGUGUUCAAGAUGAGUUACUAGGAAACUGACGUUUGAAAUCCUUAGGAUAGAGAGACAAUGACAUUGUUCUUUCUUUCCUUUUAACACUGUGAUAAAACAUUCUAGUUAAAUAGAUUUUUUUUAGAAACCAGAUUCAUUCUUUUUACUUUCCAACAAUUGAAGAGCGACAGAGCGUUUGGGUUGCUAAAUACAUUUUGUGAUAUCUACAUAACUAUACUUUAAAUUAACACAGAGAUCUACAGCGUAAUACAGAUGUAUAGUUAGUAGGGCGAGAUAUAUUACAAUGUGAUAUUUGUUACUUAUAGACUUAUAUAUACUUAAAUUAUUUAAAUGUUACAUUGUCCUUUUCAUAUGUUUAUAGAAAUAUUAGAUUUUUGAAAUAUUUUUCUUUAUUUGUUAAAUUGUGUGUUAUAGUUACUAGGUGAAAAUGCAUAACAUUUUAAACUGAACAUCUUGAUUAGCCCACAUAGAUAAUAGAUAUGUUUUGGCAAAUGUGUCUGUUUUUUGUUUUUUUGUCAACAAGCGUAAGAAGUGAUUUAGAUAAAAGCAACCGUCCAACCGUUCUUGAGGACCUACUGUCCUCUUCCAAGACAAAGACUUUCAAGUUAGAUCUUCCCUCUAUGUUCAUCUCUGAGACCAGGACUAGUGCGCACUUUGUGGACACAAUAUCUUGCCACACCAAACCACAUUAAGCCACAUCAAAACACAUCAGACCACAUCAAGUCACAUUGAAAUAUAUCAAGCCACAUCAAAACACAUCAAACCAUAUAAAAUUACAAUCAAUGUUCGUAUUGUUCAGCGCCCAGUAGGUGAUGUUUAGAUUUAAAACAGUAAUACCGUCCCUCGCCAUUUGUCUCUUUGACUUCCAAGACCUCACUCCAUUGUUUAUCGUUGAAACAUAAACCUUUUAAUUAUGUAUUCAUCAUUACGUUUUCAAACUAAAUAAAUAUGUAUAUAUAUGAUUGUAGUUGAUUGUAUAAAUAAAUAAAUAUGUAUAUAUAUGAUUGUAGUUGAUUAUAUAAAUAAAUAAAUAUGUAUAUAUAUGAUUGUAGUUGAUUGUAUAAAUAAAUAAAUAUGUAUAUA